UUAAUUUCUCAUAUUCCUUUCAUCUUGUUAUAGGUUCUCUGCGGCAAUGGAAGAGAGAAGCUGUUACACUUAGCAGAAGGCCUGCUGAAGAAGCAUAUAGCUUCCCAUAGUUUACAUGAACCGGAAGCUCUUAUUGUAUACAUUUCCUUAUUAGAGCAGCAAUCUAAAUAUGGAGAUGCCUUAGAACUUCUUACUGGAAAAUUUGGGUCUCUUAUAAUGACUGAAGUUGAUAGACUACGUUUGCAGGGGAGGCUUCUUGCCAGAGGAGGUGAUUGUGCUGCUGCAACUAGCAUAUUCCAGAAGGUUUUAGAACUCUGCCCUGAUGACUGGGAGUGUUUCCUCCAUUAUCUUGGCUGUUUACUGGAGGAUGCUGGUAGCUUGUGCGUGGGAACAAAGAAUGAUUCUACUUAUCCUCUAAAGUCGAUGGACUCCCAAGUUUCUCAUUUGACAGAUGAAGCAUUUGGUUCUCGGCUAUCAAAUGCGUCAUCUCUUGUACAAAAGUUGUUAACAGAGGCAAGUGAUGAUACUGUAAGAUGUCCAUACUUGGCAAAUAUUGAGAUUGAAAGAAGAAAACUUUUACAUGGAAAGGGUGAUGCAAAUAAGUUGACGGAGGCUUUGAUAGAAUAUUUUUUCAGGUUUGGACAUUUGGCUUGUUUUGCUUCCGAUGUUGAAACUUUUUUACACAUUUUGGAUCUUGAUAAGAAGACACAGCUUCUGGAGAAGUUGAUGGAAUGCUGUGAACGUAUUCCAACAAAUCCCAGAAAGACUCUUGGGCAGCAUAUUACCGUCUUCAAAAUUCAAAAUAUUGUUGGAAGCAUGUUCACUCUUCCAUUAAAUGAGCUGGAGACAACGGCCGUAAAGAUGACACAAUUGUACUGUGAAAAUCUCCCACUGUCAAAAGAUUUGGAUGCUCAAGAGAGUAUGUAUGGCGAAGAUCUUCUGUCUAUGGCAUGCAAUUUGUUGGUUCAGCUCUUUUGGCGUACUAGGCAUAUCGGAUAUCUGGUGGAAUCAAUUAUGAUCUUGGAAUUUGGUUUGGCAGUACGAAGACAUAUUUGGCAGUACAAGAUUUUACUGUUGCAUUUGUACUCUCACUGGAGUUCUCUUCCAUUGGCUUAUGAAUGGUAUAAAACACUGGACGUCAAGAACAUAUUGUUGGAAAGUGUAUCGCACCAUAUUUUGCCACAGAUGUUAUCAUCGCCAUUGUGGGCUGAUUCAACAGAUAUUUUGAGGGAUUAUCUAAGAUUUAUGGAUGAUCACUUCAGAGAAUCUGCUGAUCUUACAUUUCUUGCAUAUCGUCAUCGGAGUUACUCUAAAGUUAUUGAGUUUGUUCAGUUCAAGGAGCGAUUGCAACAAUCUAGCCAGUACAUGAUGGCAAAGAUUGAAAAAAGCAUUCUGCAGUUAAAGCAGAAAGCAAAUAACAUCGAAGAAGAGGAGGGCAUUCUAGAAAGCUUGAAACAUGGAGUUCAGUUUCUUGAACUCUCAGAUGAAAUUGGAAGCAAAUCAUUGACCUUCAAUGAAGAAUUGCAGUUGCGGCCCUGGUGGACGCCAACUUGUGACAAAAAUUAUCUCUUAGAGCCAUUUGAAGGAUCAUCUUAUUGCACUCAAGAGACCUUGGUACGAAUUUUUGUCUUCAAUAUUGCAUACACUAAUGAUGUUUAUUCAAGGGGGAUGUAUGAGGAAGAGUUCAUUUCAAGAUCAGAAUUUAUAAACUUCCGUUUCAAGAUUAAUUACAUUGUAACUUAAAAAUGAACUUUAACG
This is a messenger RNA of Nicotiana tabacum (common tobacco), 1758 nucleotides long. Lineage: Eukaryota; Viridiplantae; Streptophyta; Magnoliopsida; Solanales; Solanaceae. The record is from RefSeq and is a predicted model, not a curated record.